AUGGCGCUGACAACGAUGGAGAGCGAUAUGGUACUGCUAGCCAUGCUUCCUGUGGAAGACCGUAUAAUGAUGGUGCAAACGCCGCGCCUGCGUACCAUCGCCGACCUGGAGGUUUUCAUUGUAGAUGAGUACACUCGCGUGUUCCCGCACCUACCGCCACUCGGCCGCAACCUACGCAUCCAGAAGUGUGUGGCACCUGAAUUGGUAGUGGAUCGCCGUGCGCAUGCCAAGGUGCGUAAAGAGGCACCGCAUGUGUUUGUGGAUCUGGCCAAGGACGUGCAGGCUGGCAAUGUGUUCACAAACAUGGAGCAGAUUUAUAUUGUGGUUAACAAGACCAAGAAACAACCGCCAACCAAGAAAAUUGCGCCUGAAGCCCACAAGACGCCGGCCAAAACUGCCGCUCAGACCACUAAGGCGGUAGUUAAGGAAGCCCACGACAGCAAGAAAAAAUCUGUGGAGAAGGAGUCACAAAAGAAGGCUACUGCCCUGAAAAAGCAGCAGGGGCCCAAGAAAAAGGCUUCAGAUGACGUGACGAAGGCAGCUCCCAAGGCCUCAAAUGACGAGAAGAAGGAUGGUGGGAAGGACAGCACCAAAGUCUCUGCUAAAGAUAAGAAAGACACAAAGAAGUCUGCUGUGAAGGAUGCGAAGAAGGACGAUAACACCAAUGCGAAGAAGGUUACAGCACACGAAACCAUCGAGAAGAAGGCGACUACCUCAACGGAUGAGAAGGAUGGAAAGUCGGCUGAAAAUAAGGUGGCAAAGAGCGUAAAGAAGACGGAACAGGAGACGAACGAGUCGAUUAAGCCCGAUGCUGAGAAGGAAGAUCCCAGCACCAAAAAGGCUCCAAAGAAGGCCGCCCAAAAGAAAAGCGAGAACGCUCUUCUCAAGAAAAUGCUUGCAGCGAAGCACAAUGGAACUGAAUCGGGCGCUGCUGUGAUUGCAAACUCUCUUCAGGAGACGGAAGGCGAGGCGGCAUCAAAAACACCGUCGAAGAGCGAUAAAACGCGCAAAGCGAGCGAGAAGGAUGAUGUCCCUGCAGCUGCUUCUGAUGUCCAGGAACCCCCAGCCAAGAAGAAAAAGUCUGCUGCAAAGUCGGAGACCAAGCCGGCUGAAUCGCCUAAACCGGCUGAAGAGAAACAAGUAGAUCAAAAGGCUACAAAAAAGAAAUCAACUGCCAAAACGGCAACGAAGGCUGAACCUACCAUACCUGCGGAGAGUUCAAAGCCGAAAAAGAAGAAAGUAGCUGCCAAAUCAGCCGAGAAAGCCGACGAUGACUUAUCGACUGCUAGUGAGUCGACUCUUCCUACCCGAAAGUCAAAGAAGAAAAUCAACACUGAAGCAGAUGGCGUUGAAAAACCUGCGGCCAAGCGUGCGAAGAAGGAGGCAUCACCCAAGGCAGCAACGACGACUAAGACCGAGAAGACAAAACCAGUGGCUAAGUCGUCUAAAAAGGCCAAGAGUACGGAGACUGCGACAGCUAAGAAUGACUCAGGCUCCUCCUCCAGCUCGUCAACACAGGAAGAACAAUUGGCUUCUGGUGAGGAGACGGAAGCGGUAGAGCCUUCUGCUACCAAAACUACUGCUGCUCGCAGUACCAAGCAGGAAUCACAGGAAGAAGCCAAGAAGGAGCCUACGCGAUUCCAAACCAUUUUGGCGGAAACGACGAAACGAAUUGCGAAUGAGAGAAAGACUCAGAAAAAGCUCGUUGAAAAGGAUGCCGGCGCGGGUAAAACGGAAGAGAACUUAAAGGAAGCGUCCAAGUCAUCGGAGAGCACGGCCAGCGAAUCCUCGGACUCUGAUGUGCCCCCUGUUGUUGUGAAAGCUGCAAAGCGCUCUCCGAAGGUAGCAGCGACCCCAGCUGAGAGUAGCUCAUCUUCGUCCUCUGACGAGGAGGAGUUGGAUUACUCGCAGAGCCUUCUGGCUGAUUUGACCAAAAACGGUUAG
This is a messenger RNA of Phytophthora infestans T30-4, 1944 nucleotides long. RefSeq lists its product as uncharacterized. The transcript has a single exon. NCBI's taxonomy places the organism in Eukaryota, Oomycota, Peronosporomycetes, Peronosporales, Peronosporaceae. The coding region runs from base 1 to 1944 and encodes 647 amino acids. The record is from RefSeq and is a predicted model, not a curated record.